AUGGAUACUAUUGAACAAAACUGUUGUUUUUGCUUAUCAGCAAUCACACAGCCUACAAGAAAUAAGCAAUGCAGUCAUAUAUAUUGCUUUGAAUGUAUAGAUAAUUGGAUUAAAACUAAAGAUGAAUGUCCAAUUUGUAAAAGUAAAAUCAAUGAAUUAAUAACAAUAGAUGACAAUGGCAAAGAAAGAACAAUAGCUGUAGAAGAACCAAAGAAACCCUCACCCGAUAGUGUAGAAGUGGAUUUAGCAUGUUUAGAUAAUAGAUUUUUUUUAGAAGAGACACAAAAACUUUUAUCAAUUUCGCAUAGCAUUGUUUUACAAAUGGAAAGUUUAAUGUCAACAGAAAAAAAAGUUUACUAUACACCUACAAUGUCACCUCAAGAUACAGAAAGAUUAAACACCAUUACCGAUAGACUAUAUACACUACAAAAAGAUUUAGAAAACUAUGAAAAUGCCUUUGACCCCGAAGAUUUAUUAUCAACAUUCUAUAUUUUUGAAACCACUUUAACAGAUUUAAAAGAGAAAUAUUUAUCAGAGUUUUUAAAUAAAAAUAAAUUAAAAUACAGCAACAGUAAAAAGAAAAACCAUCACCACUAUAUAAACGAAGAUGACGAUGAAGACUAUGACGAAGAUGAAUAUAUUUAUGAUGAUGAUGAUAUAGAAGAAUCAUUAUAUAAUCAAAUAGAAAGUAAUAACAACAAUAACACCAAUUCAAAUAAUAAUAAAAAUAAACUUAAAUUUUAA
Dictyostelium purpureum is the source of this 744-nucleotide messenger RNA. RefSeq lists its product as uncharacterized. The transcript is spliced from 2 exons. The record is from RefSeq and is a predicted model, not a curated record. Bases 1 to 744 code for a protein of 247 amino acids. NCBI's taxonomy places the organism in Eukaryota, Evosea, Eumycetozoa, Dictyosteliales, Dictyosteliaceae.